Messenger RNA from Neltuma alba, 1114 nucleotides. RefSeq names its product reticulon-like protein B8. The coding region runs from base 177 to 914 and encodes 245 amino acids. Gene Ontology annotation, biological process: response to bacterium. The record is from RefSeq and is a predicted model, not a curated record. The transcript has 6 exons. Lineage: Eukaryota; Viridiplantae; Streptophyta; Magnoliopsida; Fabales; Fabaceae.
AUGGUCUAGCGCCAUGCAAUUCCCACACUGAAAGGAUUUCCUUUGCAAAAAUUAAUACUCUCCUCUUUCUGCUACAGAAGAAGCCCAUUACUCUCUUUUUCUUUACCUGCCUCUACGUUUUGCUUCACUCUCCUCCGAACCCCUCUGCUCCUCUGAUACUGGAAAGGGAAGGAACAAUGUCUGAUAAAAUCGCUGCUGCCGAGAACCUUCUUAACAACCUUGUGGAUACAAUUACUGAGAAGAAAUCUGGUUCAUUCUUUGAGGAAGGGGACCCAAGUUCAGCGAGCUCUCAGUUCAAAAGACUGUUUGGACGCGAGAGGCCAGUGCACAAGAUACUGGGGGGCGGAAAAUCUGCUGAUGUCCUGUUAUGGAGGAACAAGAAGAUCUCUGCAAGUGUUUUAGCUAGUGCUACACUUUUGUGGUUGCUUUUUGAAUGGCUCAACUAUAAUUUCCUGACACUUGUAUCCUUUGCUCUGAUUUUUGUCAUGCUUGGACAGUUUCUCUGGUCCAAUGCUUCUGGCUUGGUUCGCAGGGAACCAUCUGAAGUUCCUCGUCUUGUCAUCCCAGAGGAUUUGUUUGUCAGAAUUGCAACUAGAGUUGGUGUAGAGCUUAACCGAGAUUUGAGGUUUCUUCAAGAUGUUGCUUGUGGAGGAAACCUGAAACAAUUUCUUAUUGCUAUAGCAAGCUUGUGGGCUGUAGCUAUCAUUGGGAGCUGGUUCAAUGUUAUAUCUGUCAUAUAUAUUGGUUUUGUUGCUGCACACACACUCCCAGUUCUGUAUGAGAAGUAUGAGGAUCAAAUUGACAGCUUCGUGGGCCAACUGAUUGAUCAGAUGCAGCAUAACUAUAAGAAGCUUGAUGCUGGAGUUCUCAGCAAAAUCCCCAAGGGAAGCUUCAGGGGCAAAAAGCUUGAAUAGAUCCAUGGAUUUGUAAAAAGGUUUAUCUAUUUAAUAAUUAAUACUUAAUCCCUUACUCAUUAAUAAAAUGGCCGUAUUGGAUGCCUGGUAGAAGUUACUAGGUGGGGAAGAAUAGGACUUGUCUGUAAGUAUUGUUUUGACUUGAUAUCAUUGUCUUUUCCUGAGGAAUAUAUAAUCAAAUUAAUAUAAAAUAUUCAUCA